AUGUCCUCACUACGUAUAAGCCGUAGCAUACACGGCGUCUGCGCUUCAGUGUUCACAUCUCUUCACCAUGAGACUGGUGAUCCCCAACCCGGGAUUAGAGCUUCGGAUUCCAAACUAUGAAGAGCUGGAGAGGAUGGAAAAAGAGGAGGCAGGAGGGCGGCCCAAGUGGGACAACAAAGCCCAGUACAUACUGACAUGUGUAGGCUUCUGCAUUGGUCUGGGGAAUGUGUGGCGAUUCCCCUACUUGUGUCAGAGUCAUGGAGGAGGUGCCUUUCUGAUUCCCUACCUAAUCCUGCUGGUGUUGGAAGGAAUGCCUCUCUUACUGAUGGAGUUUGCCAUUGGCCAACGUCUGAGAAAAGGCAGCGUGGGGGUAUGGAGAUCCAUCAGCCCCUAUCUGACUGGAAUUGGUAUUGCCUCCAUGUUGGUGUCCUUUUUGGUUGGGUUGUACUACAACACCCUAAUAGCCUGGAUCCUGUGGUAUCUCUUCAAUUCUUUUCAAGAACCUCUGCCUUGGACUCAAUGUCCAAUCAAUGAAAAUAGGACAGAAUUUGUAUCGGAAUGCCAACGGAGCUCCACUGUGGAUUAUUUCUUUUACAGAGAGACUCUGAACAGUUCUGACUCAAUAUCCAAAUCUGGGGAAAUUCAGUAGCCUAUGGUGGUUUGUCUGCUGGCAGCGUGGACAAUAGUUGCCAUCUGCUGCAUAAGAGGAAUAAGCACUUCAGGAAAGGCCGUUUACAUCACAGCAAUCCUUCCCUAUGUUGUGCUGGCGAUCUUCCUAAUCCGAGGAGCAACUCUGAAAGGUGCCGUGAGCGGAAUCAAAUUCCUCUUCACACCAGACGUGGAUGAGUUGAUUAAACCGAUUACUUGGCUGGAUGCAGGAGCUCAGGUGUUUUACGCCUUUGGCUUGGCAUGGGGAGGCCUCAUUUCCUUUUCAAGCUACAACCCUGUUCAUAACAACUGCGUGCAAGAUGCCGUGAUCCUCUCUGUUGUAACUGGGCUCACAUCAAUUUAUGCUGCCUUGGUGACCUACUCCAUCAUUGGCUUCAGAGCCACAGAGAAAUACGAAAACUGUAUCUCUGAAAACAUUGUGAGAUUAUUGAACACAUUUAAUCUUCCUGAGGACAACAUCACAUCAACCAGCUAUGAUGAAGCCUUUAAUCAGCUGAACAGCUCCUAUCCUCAUGUCAUUUCUCUACUUGACAUCCAAACUUGUGAUAUGCAGAAACUUCUCAGUGAGGGAGUGGAAGGAACAGGUCUGGCCUUUAUCGUCUUUACAGAAGCCAUUACCAAGAUGCCAGGCUCCCCGAUCUGGUCAGUCCUCUUUUUCAUCAUGCUCCUCUGUCUGGGACUUUCUACUCUGUUUGGCAACAUUGAAGGAGUGGUAGUCCCGUUAAAAGACUUACGAUUAUUUCCUAAAAAAUGGCCCCACGAAGUACUGACCGGGCUGACGUGUUUGAUUUCCUUCAUCAUCUACCUGCUCUUUGCGCAGCGUUCAGGUCUUUACUGGGUCACUUUGUUUGAUAAUUUUGCCGGAUCAGUCCCCCUACUUACCAUUGGAUUUUUUGAGAUGAUAGCUGUUGUUUACAUUUACGGCAUAGACAGGUUCAAUAAAGACAUAGAGUUCAUGGUUGGUCAUAAGCCAUCAAUCUUCUGGCAGGUCACAUGGAGAGUCAUCAGUCCUCUGAUCGUCUUGGUCAUCCUGAUUUUCUAUCUGGUGACUCAAGCACAACAGAAGCUCACCUAUUUGGUCUGGGACCCCAACUCUGACAUGUUUCCAGCUCUGGCAUCAGUGGAAUACCCUUCAUGGAUCAAUGCAGCCAUCUUCGCUUUGGCUGGAGUCCCCAGCCUGGCUGUGCCUAUCUAUGCUCUAUGCAGACUGAUCUAUGUUUCAUGCGGAAAAAAUAACUAGUUUCAUAUAAAGUUAGUUCUUUUUUUUUCAUUAGAAUGAUAAUAUUCAGUAGGAUAUUUAUAUUCGAUUGCUGUUUACUGUAAAUUAUACUAAUAGUACAUAAAAUAAGCCAAAAAGUAAUGCUACCCUUAUAUUGACAGAACAUGAGCAGUGAUGUAAUAGUGAUUACUAUGUUUUUAUUUAAUUUUAUUUUUUUAAGGGGGUGGGGGGUGGGGGGGUGCAAUAAAUUCCUUGACUUUUAAAAAAAGGCAUCCCUAAAGUUACACAUCAGAAUGUUUACAAUGUUUGUUUCUCUGAUCUUGUGUAAAAUAUUUUGGGUAUGAUGCAAUUGCUACUAAGGAUGGUGAUUCUCUCAUUAGUUAUUUUCAUUCUUUCAUUUUGAGAUGCUGAGGAUCAGAAACAAAGAAAAAAAAAUAUGAUGUUGAGUAUUUUUUUACAAGCAGCAUAUUAAUGUAAAAGGAUAGGAAAAGGGCUCGUGCACAUUUGCUUUCAGCAGCUAUUUGCACACCUGGAGACUGAAACAUUUGUUAUUAUUUUUAUAGUCACAAAAAUCCCUUACAAUAAUACUUUAAG
Molecule: messenger RNA, 2482 nt
Organism: Cyprinodon tularosa
Lineage: Eukaryota; Metazoa; Chordata; Actinopteri; Cyprinodontiformes; Cyprinodontidae
Product: sodium-dependent neutral amino acid transporter B(0)AT1-like
Exons: 12
Biological process (GO): sodium ion transmembrane transport
Cellular component (GO): plasma membrane
Source: RefSeq, a predicted model, not a curated record